ACGCGUUGGGCUACCUUCAUUCGAGCUAGAGCCAUCAGUUAGAGCAAGAGCUUUGGACAAAGUUGUGUGCUGGAACGUGUUGAGUAAGCAACGGACAGAAACCAAAUAAAGACAUUGUGAGUUUGAAAACAAAAUGGAGUCGACACUCCGUUUUGCCUGCUUGUUAGCAGGCUUAAUUGCUGUCCAGGCCCAGUGUCCACCGUCAUGGGUUAAGGUUGAGAAUAGCUGCUACCGUGCCUUCGGUCAAUUGAAGACCUAUGACAUGGCCUCGCAGUCCUGCAAGACGUUUACAGGAUGCGAUGGAAUUUCACCCGGCCAUCUUGCCGCACCAACAACAUUCGAGGAACGCAGAGCAGUCCGUAAAAUUAGGUUCGAUCUGUUGAGGCCAAUCGGUGGAAACAGGAUAGGAGAAGGGCAGAGGCUUCGUCCAUCAAAUGUCUGGAUGGGCUUCCGACUCGGUCAAGGUGCUAACUCAUCUUGGGACAGCACCGAGCAAUACGAUAAUCUACUUCUUGACCAGCACUGGGGACCCAACAGACCGAACAUGCCAGGACAACGUCCCCAGGCACAGGCCUUCGACCCGACUAACUUCCGAUGGAACGGCCGCUGCAUGACACUUCCGGGUCAGAUGCAGAUGAAUGGAGCUGUUCAGAAGUGGGGCCACAUCGCAUGCAACAUGCAGGCAGCUUACAUGUGCGAGAUCUCACCAGCAGGUACCGUCAACCCCAAUAUCAACACUGGAGGCGGUCAAGGAGGCUUUAAUUCUUCCACCGGAAUGGGACCAGGUAUGCCAGGUGGUGGACGUGGUGGAUGGGGACAAGGAGGCCAAGGCCAAGGAGGACAGGGUGGUCGAGGAGGAUGGGGUGCAGGAGCAGGAACCGGCCAGGGAGCUGGUGGUGGAUGGGGCGGGCAGAACCCACAGAACCCAGGUGCCGGUGGCGGACGCUGGAACCCUAACCAAGGUGCCGGAGCUGGAGCUGGUGCCGGUGGACGCUGGAACCCGAACCAAGGUGCUGGAGCCGGUGCAGGUGCCGGUGGACGCUGGAACCCGAACCAAGGUGCUGGAGCAGGAGGAGCAGGAGCAGGAGCAGGAGGCUGGAACCCCAACCAAGGAGCUGGCGCCGGUCGAUGGAACCCUCAGACCCCUCAGAACCCCGGGCAGGGUGGCCGAUGGAACCCUCAGAACCCAUCACGACCCAGGAUGUACCAGCAAGGCCAAGCUUUAGCUAUGCCAUAAAAAGACUUUCCUAAACUCUUUGACCUAAACCCACCACAUCUUUAUUCAAAUGAGAUGUCUUCUCAAUCAUACGGGGAUUUGUUUGUGAUACGACUUAGGGAAGCGAACAAGAAUGUUCGAAUGUAAAUCUGAACUGCUACAAAGUCUUUCAUACCGUUGCAAUAUUAAAUUAAGGAAAAUGGACGAUCACCGGAAAUCACUAGUUUUAGCGAAACACUCUCUCAUUCAAGAACUAAAAAUUAUCUAGCGCCAUCAUGUGUUGGAAAAUUGCCAUCCGAACUCGGGAAAACUGUUAUUCAUAGGAAUGAAAUUUGUAUAUUGGUGAUUUAUGUUUGAUAUAUUUUAUCAGAUGUUUCAAAAAUAUUCUUGUCUCAAACAAGAUGUAUAAUUUGUAAAGAAUCGAAAGUGUGUUUCAUGUUUGAUGAAUUCUUAAUUAAAUUAGAUUUCAACUAAA
Messenger RNA from Strongylocentrotus purpuratus (purple sea urchin), 1691 nucleotides. It is a transcript of the gene SM37, whose product is annotated as spicule matrix protein SM37. Bases 134 to 1237 code for a protein of 367 amino acids. The transcript is spliced from 2 exons. Lineage: Eukaryota; Metazoa; Echinodermata; Echinoidea; Camarodonta; Strongylocentrotidae. The record is from RefSeq and is a predicted model, not a curated record.